Somion occarium is the source of this 1320-nucleotide messenger RNA. The record is from the annotation of a GenBank genome assembly. Lineage: Eukaryota; Fungi; Basidiomycota; Agaricomycetes; Polyporales; Cerrenaceae.
AACGAGACCACCCCCUGCGGCCUUGCCCUGAGCUCAUUGUGAUCGUUCUGAAAGUGAACCACCGCGAAACUGUUCUCCGACUGACUUGGACAAUGGACAACGGACACUACUCAGACUCCGAAAACAGACCUCUUAAACGUGCGAGACGUACACCCUCACCUUCAUCAUCCAACGGACACCCUAGCACUAUGCCUCCAAAUUCCUCGGCCUUGCCUCCGCUUUCCCUCAGUAUCUUGGGCGUAGAACCAUUAGACGAGUUCAUCGUAGAAGUUGCUGACUUCAUACACCAUAUGAUCAGGACUAAGCCGGAAGGUCCUGGACUAGUAGAGGUUGAGGCGAAAGUGGGUGUCUUGCGAGACAAGGGUACUGGACAAAGAUUACAACUUCCGAUACUCGUGGAGACCAUACUUUCACCCAAUUAUACCGAAAGCCGAUUCGAGUCCAACAUGUCACCAAUGCAACACAAACAUUUUAACCAGCUCCUCAACAAACUGAAAACGACACCAGGUCAAUCAUCCAGUCCGGUUGAAUACCAACACCAUCAUCUUAUCGACACGUUCUACCCCUCGGACAACCCACGCGACAGAGAGAAGAUUCGUGUAACGAGAGACGAAAGGACGGGAGAAGUCAAGGAAUGCUUGAAGAAAAUUCGGCUCGGCAGUUUGGACAUAUACAGUCCCAAACGAGCGGCCGAUUGGCGUAUAAGCGUGAAUCUGGAAGUUCCAGUUCCACCACCAAUAGGGUCUUCUACCCAUUCGCGUAAAAAGGACCGCCUAAGUUACUCGCACGAGGAGUUCGUCAUUGACCUCACACAGGUCACUUCCUCUGGAGGUCCCAACACCAAAGUACGUCUCUUGCAAAAGUUUACUGGUCUCUCCAAGACUCUUGUCCACUCAUUACGUUUGCUUUCGCACGCAGCCUGAAGUCCUACAUGAACUAGAAGUCGAACUCGCGCGACCAGACUACCUCCUCUACACCGCUAUGAAACGUCGCGACCCUAAUGCAAGCGAGAUAGAACAAUCUGCCUUUGAUGAACUGAUUAGGGCGUUCGUUAAUAAUGCAAGGAUAUUGGUACGAAAUGCCGGAGAGGGGUGGCAGUAAUUUUCGUAAGUAUGUAGUGCGGGUGGGCGAAUGGUAGGAGGCGUUCCGUUUUACUGUAGCCGUGCGAUCUUAGUUUUCUGUGCUUUUGUAUGACUUAUUCCUAUUGACUUCAUACAAUCAACUCGUCGAUGUUCCACGCCCACCCUUUUGUUAUAGUAAUGUGCAAAGCAGAUGAUGUUCGGAAUUCGUUUAUCGGAAAUUUAUGUGAAAUACAAUUAC